Molecule: messenger RNA, 908 nt
Organism: Jaminaea rosea
Lineage: Eukaryota; Fungi; Basidiomycota; Exobasidiomycetes; Microstromatales
Product: short-chain dehydrogenase/reductase SDR
Exons: 4
Coding region: 64-900 (278 amino acids)
Molecular function (GO): oxidoreductase activity
Source: RefSeq, a predicted model, not a curated record
CACUUCUCCGCUUUUCCCUACCGUACCUUCUCAACCUCACCCCGCUCAAGGCCUGUUGCAAGCAUGGCUGAUCCAAAGAUGACUUCAAGCGGUGCCGCUACCACUUACUCGUACCCACCUCAAGGCAAGACGGCCAUCGUGACGGGCGGGUCGUCGGGCAUAGGCAAGUCGUCUGCAAAGCACCUCGCCCUCGCUGGGUGGAAUGUGGUCAUCACUGGCAGACGCGAGGAGCGACUCAAGGCUGCCGGCAUCGAGAUUCAGGACGCUGUACAAGACAGUGGAAAGGAUCGAAAGGUCAAAGUGGCCUACAUCGUGGGCGAUGUCACCAAGGAGCAAGAUGUCGUCAACCUCUUUGACGACGUCCUGUCCGCAAACGGUCAAAUUGAUCUCGUCUUCUGCAAUGCAGGUGUCAGCCCUCCCAGUGUGCCCAUCGAUGAGCUGCCCCUGGACCAGUGGAAGGCUGCCGUUGAUACCAAUCUCACCGCCUCCUUCCUCUGCGCCCGCGAGGCCUUUCGCAAGAUGAAGAAGUCAGGCAAAGGAGGUAGGAUCAUCAUAAACGGAUCGAUAAGUGCUCACGUACCCCGUCCCGACUCGUGCGCCUACACCGCCUCUAAGCACGGCCUUACGGGCCUGACCAAGUCUCUCGCCCUCGAUGGCCGCGCGUUCAACAUCUCCCUCUCGCAGCUAGACAUAGGCAACGCCGCUUCGGAUAUGACUGCUCGGAUGACCUCUGGCCCAGGCGUCAAGCAGGCAGAUGGCAGUAUGCGUCACGAGGCUGUCAUGGAUCGCGAAUUCGCCGCGAGAGAGGUGGUCAGUAUUGCUGAACUGCCCUUGGAGGUCAGUAAGCUUUGGGUCGUCAUCCAGGCUACGGGGAUGCCGAGCAUGGUGGGGAGGGGCUGAGUUCGGGG